GGCCGAUUGUUCCUCACGUGAAAUUCCCAGUAGAAUCAUCUCGCAGCUAAUGAGUGGCCCAUCUCUUCAUUUUCUCCCACCCCCGCCAAAGUCUCCCACCUCCCGCCUCUCACUCCACGCACUUUCCCACUGUAACUUCUCCAUCCACCAUCCACCAUCCACCAUCCACCAUCCACAACUGCGCUCUUUUGACUCCUCGCGCAGUCAAUUCCACCCGACCAUCGAUUUUUGACCUGGGUAACGCUUCACGAGAGGCGAAGAGACGAGUUGCGGGUCGGGAUUGGAAUUUCAUCAACGUCAGCAUCGGAUCUCGCACACAAAUCGACAUUCGACAGCGUGACUCAACCGCGAGCCACCACAUUUUUCCACGCUUCCCAUCAAUCCAACCCAUCACCGAACCCAUCGACAACAUCGCAUAAAAUCCACACAUAAUCUACAUUCCAUCGGAUCCGGCUCCGAACAAGGCUCACCUAUCACUCACCAUGACCUUCCAAGGCCGCCCGGCCCCUAACGUCUCGCAGUACCUCCAGAACCUCAACACCAUCGACCCACAGCCCAUCGAGCUGCCCACCAACGAGGACUACGGCAACUUCGCCGAAGACCUGGCGCUGUUCACCAACCUCGAGUUCGUCGACUUCGACCAGAACAUCGGGGGGGACGCCGGCGGCGGCGCCGACGAGGUGGUGCCGUACGAUGCUGCGGAGGAGGAGCGCGCGCGACGGUUGAAUGCGAGCGCGGGGUAUCGGAACCAGGCAAAGGAGACAGGGAUGGGAGGAAAGACAGAGGGGUUUGAGGAGCAAUUCCAAUUCCCCGACUUCAACCCAGCCCUCUACCCGAACGUCACCGACCCCGGCGCCAACCCCACCUACCCCUCUACCGUCCACAACGCUCCCUUCCCGAUCCAACCGGCCCUCUCCCCCACCUCCUCCACCACCAGCAACCACAAACCCAACAAUUCCCCCACCACCACCUCCCAACACGGCUCUACCUCCACCAUCGAAGAUCACGCGCGCAACGCCGCCGAGGAAGACAAGCGCCGCCGUAACACCGCCGCUAGUGCGCGCUUCCGCAUCAAGAAGAAGCAGCGCGAGCAGGAGGUCGAGAAGACGGCGAAGGAGAUGUCUGAGCGCGUGGGGAUCAUGGAGGCGAGGGUGAAGCAUUUGGAGAUGGAGAAUGAGUGGUUGAGGAGUCUGAUUGUGGAUAAGAGCGGGAAUGUGCCGAGUGGGAAGGGGCGGAAGGAGGAUGAGGGGGAGAGUUCCGUGGAGAAUGAUGGGGAGCGGGAAGGGAAGAGGCGGAAGAAGCAAGGGGUGGGGACGGAGGCGUGAGGGGGAAGUAUUUCAUUUGGGUAGGGGGAUAUAGAGCGGGGUUGGUGGUGGUGUUAAAAGAGGUGGGAUUUUUUUUGUCAUGUCUAAUGCAUUGUAUUGCUGCUGCUGGAGACGCGGUCGUCUCGUAGCUAAUGAGUUUGAUGUCAUCGAUAUCUCGACGUCGAUCUAUCUGAUAUUUUGUAUAGAAUCAAUCAAUUACGUUCUGUUCGUUCAUUCAUUC
This is a messenger RNA of Eremomyces bilateralis CBS 781.70, 1545 nucleotides long. RefSeq lists its product as uncharacterized. Gene Ontology annotation, molecular function: RNA polymerase II transcription regulatory region sequence-specific DNA binding; DNA-binding transcription activator activity, RNA polymerase II-specific. The transcript is spliced from 2 exons. Bases 483 to 1325 code for a protein of 280 amino acids. Gene Ontology annotation, cellular component: nucleus. Gene Ontology annotation, biological process: regulation of transcription by RNA polymerase II. The record is from RefSeq and is a predicted model, not a curated record. Lineage: Eukaryota; Fungi; Ascomycota; Dothideomycetes; Eremomycetales; Eremomycetaceae.